Molecule: messenger RNA, 1909 nt
Organism: Setaria italica (foxtail millet)
Lineage: Eukaryota; Viridiplantae; Streptophyta; Magnoliopsida; Poales; Poaceae
Product: nuclear pore complex protein NUP58
Exons: 6
Coding region: 159-1601 (480 amino acids)
Biological process (GO): nucleocytoplasmic transport
Cellular component (GO): nuclear pore
Molecular function (GO): structural constituent of nuclear pore
Source: RefSeq, a predicted model, not a curated record
CUCCACUCCUUUCGUUUUUCUAGUCUAGGGUUUAAGAGCUCGCCGAGCCCGCCCGGCCCAGCUAGAGCCCAGGAACACCCCCGCGGCCCCACCCUCCCGUCUUGCCGGCGCCUCGCGCCGCCGUUGCCGGAGCCAAGCUCUCCGCCACCGAGUGCGCAAUGGCGUUCUCCUUCGCCUCGCCGGCGGCGUCGAACCCGUUCCAGACGCCGGCGGCGUCGAACCCCUUCCAGACGCUCCAGACGCCAGCGGCGCCGAACCCCUUUCAGACGCCGGCCCCGGCCACAACGCAGGCGCCGUCCUCCUCGCCCUCGCCGUUCCAGUUCAGCUUCCAGCAGCCGCAGCAGCAGCAGCCACAGCAGCAGGUGGCUCCGGCGGCGCAGCCUCAGCAGCCGCAGCCGCAGCAGCAGCAGAAGCUGAUGCUGUACACGACGGAUAUGAAGCCCGCGGGGUACAACACCAAGUGGGAGGAGCUGCACGCCGAGUCGCAGAAGGCGCUGCUCCAGAUCGAGGAUAAGAUACGUGAGUACAAAGAUGAGAGUGAGAGGUUGGAUCAGUGCAGUCGUCUUUAUGACUCCUCAAUCUCGAAUGUCAAUUUUGAGCUUGAUGCGAGUCGCAUUGCUCAGGAACUCGGAGGUACCACCACUGUGAUGGAGAGAGAGAAGGCUUCCAUCCAGGAAUUGAUGACUGUCGUUAAUGAAAUGAUGUGGAACACGGAAUUUGCUAUGAGGUCAUACUUGAUGUUGAGGCCAAGAUUCGUCCGUCCAGGUGCUGGUGUUGCCAAUGGUGGUUCUUCAAAUCCUUCUGCAGGUGCUCCACCCAAUCAGCCAGUGGUAGAUUUCUACAGUGGAGUCCCAAAGCGCCCUUCCCUUUUUAUGCAGCAUACUGUCAAUAGAUUUGAAUGUUAUCUCGCUGAGUGUUGCAAGUGGAUCGGUGAGCUAGAGCAGCUGGUUCAGAUGGAGAAUAAUAAAAGAUCAUCAGAUUCUCUGGAGUCUCUUCCAAAAGUUAUGUCAAAUGUGCAUGACUACUUCAUUUAUGUUGCUUCUAAGGUGGAAAAUCUUCAUCAGUAUGUUGAGUCAAUGAAAACUGAAUAUCUUAAUGAACAGCGUCAUAUGGGUAAUGGGAAUGAUCCGUUUCUGGAGGCAAACAGAAGAGAAGCAGCUAAACAAGAAGCAGCUGCCAAAAGGGUCCAUCCAACUUUGCAUUUGCCUGCUCCUGCACAGCCCACAACACAAAUUGCUGCACCAGCAGCAAGCCAACCACAGCAAUCUUUUUUUCCAUCUGGCGCAACUUCGUCAAGUGGUUUUUCAGCUUUUAGCACUCCUGCUGCCGCUCCAUCCUCAUCUAGUCUCUUUGCAACUCCAACAACUCCAGCUCCAUCAGGCGGCCUUUUUGGCGCAUCUGGAUCAGCUCAAUUGACCACACCAUUUGGAACAGCAUCCACUCCUACACUAGCAUCAACACCAGCUCCUGGAUUUGGGACUAGCACAUCUUUGGGUGGAACAUCAUUAUUUUCUACACCAUUUGGAGGUGGAGCUACAGCUUCCGGCUCCAGCUUCGGUGGUGCAUCGAAAGGGAGGUCUAAGCCCCGGGGGCGUCGCUGAACCAAUGUGAAACGUGGGUGCUCUUGUUUCUCCUCUUGGCCCCAUUCCCUUUUCCUCUGUCUUAUGCAAAACUUGUAAUUAACUUCCAAUUCUAGUGGAGUUUGGAGUGAUUUAUCUUGAUGCAUGCUUAGCUUACUAUUAGAUCUGUUUGGAUACUAUUGUAAUACUUGUCCAUUAUUGCUCUGUUCUUAGUCUUGCCAGAAUAUUCCGUGCUGAACUGCUACUCAAGAUUUCCUAUAAAGUGGUAAAGGCUGUAACCCACUAAUAUGCAUCCCAUUGGUUUCCACUAAUGAUAUGUUUUUGCCCGA